This is a messenger RNA of Biomphalaria glabrata, 3325 nucleotides long. Its product is annotated as ras-related protein Rab-32-like. Gene Ontology annotation, cellular component: phagocytic vesicle; lysosome; trans-Golgi network. Bases 302 to 976 code for a protein of 224 amino acids. The record is from RefSeq and is a predicted model, not a curated record. NCBI's taxonomy places the organism in Eukaryota, Metazoa, Mollusca, Gastropoda, Planorbidae. Gene Ontology annotation, molecular function: GTP binding; GTPase activity. Gene Ontology annotation, biological process: endosome to lysosome transport; phagosome-lysosome fusion. The transcript is spliced from 6 exons.
UCAUGGACUAUCACAUGUUUAGUGUUAAAGGAAAGGACUUGGUGAACUGCUAGCAUUUUAAGCUAGAUUUCAGAGAGGCAUUUAAAUUUCAUUAGUAUUUUGAAAACAUUGUGAAAAAAGAAAAGGAGUUUUAAAUAAUAUUGUUGUUUCAUGUUACUAAGGAAAUAGGCUUUAUUUUUGUAACUAGUGAUUAUCAGAGUCAGUAACACUAGCCAUUUGUUUUCUUUCUGUCUGUUUGCUUUUGAACAGUGAUACAUAAUUUAGAAAACAUAAAGCUUUUCAGAGAACGUAGUCUAUGUGAAUGGGAGAUAUUGUCACGCAGUAUAAAAAAGCAGGCGGUGGAGAAAAGAAGGAGCACUUGUACAAAAUAUUGGUGAUAGGAGAGCUGGGAACUGGGAAGACCAGUAUCAUCAAGAGAUAUGUGCAUCAGUUUUUCUCUCAACACUACAGAGCCACAAUUGGUGUUGACUUUGCCCUGAAAGUAUUAAACUGGGAUGCGGAUACAUUAAUUAGGUUACAGUUAUGGGAUAUUGCAGGUCAAGAAAGAUUCGGUAAUAUGACAAGGGUGUAUUACAAAGAAGCUGUAGGGGCUUUUGUUGUUUUUGAUGUCACACGGGCAUCAACGUUUGAGGCUGUGACGAAGUGGAAAAGUGACCUCGACAACAAAGUUCAGCUUUCUGAUGGCUCCCCAGUCCCCUGUGUCUUAUUAGGGAACAAAUGUGAUCAAGCUAAGGAAGGAUUAGUAAACAAUGCAUCCCAGAUGGAUGAGUUUUGUAAAGAAAAAGGUUUCAUUGGUUGGUAUGAGACGUCUGCUAGGGAGAACAUCAAUAUUGAUGAGGCUGCCAGGUUUUUAGUUACAAAGAUAUUAGAGAAAGACAGGGCCAACAAGCUUGGAGAUGAUGUCCGGGAUGGAGAUACUAUUUUGGUAGAUGGCAAGGAUCCUUCCAAUGGUCCAGUUAAAAAGUCUUGUUGCUGAUAAAAACUUCUUACCAACAUGUUGAUUCUGUUCUGCCUUUAGUAAACUUUGACUUUGAAGAACUCAUUCCAAGUGAUUGUAAAGUCAUUUGACAUAAUGUGUUUUAAAAAAUACCUAUUUCGGAAUAUUUCUAGUAUAACAUGAAUUGAAAAAAAAAAAUGCUGCUGUUAUGUCAAAUUUCCUCCUUUUAAAAGAUGUAUUACAGAAUUAAUUAGUAGCUAUUAAAGUGUAGUAGAGACUCUAUGACAUAUGGAAUCCUCUCAGUAACAUUGUUGUCUUUGCGUGAAAUUGUAGUGGGUCAAAUUCUUUGAAUAUAAAUCUCUAUGUUUCUAGGAAACGAAUGAAACUCUGGAAUCUUUUCUGUCACAAGAAUUAUUUAUUCAGUACUUAGAAAAAAUAUUGCUAGUUCUAAGAAUGCAAAAGUUUCUGUGUUUGUUUUUCUAUUACAAAGUAUGCAAUAUUUUUUUUGUAAACAUUUAUGAAACAAAUUUGUAUAAAAUUUAAAAUACUCUGAGUGCAAUGUUAUUGUUGGUUGUUAGCACUAUAAGUAGUGAGAGUGUGUUAUCCCCCCUGAUUCUUGAUGUGCAAGUGUUGAUUGACCCAUAUCACUUAAUUAAUCUUUUAGUCUUUUGAAUAACUUUUGCCUCAUUCUAACCUGAUGUUUGAAAUUUAGCAAAUGGAUAUAAAAGGCUUCAUUAAAAAAUAAGUUCUAUCAAGAUUGUUUAGGGUUGCACAUGAAAUGUGUAUGCACAUUUUUAUCAAAAUCAUGCCAAUCGUGUGUCUCUAUUCAUGUUUUACAAAGGGUUUGUGAACUACUGGCUUCACUGUGAUAUAUCAUCAAAUAGUGGAUCAAUUAUACAGCUUUUUUUUUCCCCACUUCUGACAGUGUUUGUAUGAAGAAGCUUUUCUGUAUAGAUCUUAAUAUAUAGGUUAUACAUCUUUAGUUAUAGGCUAUGCAUCUUGGGUUAUAGGUUAUACACCUUAGGUUAUAGGUUAUGCAUCUAAAUUUAUAGGUUAUACUUCUUAAGUUAAGUUCAUUUUCAUUUAUAUGUUAUUUUUUUACUACCAUUUUUUUGCCCAAUCUUAUUAGUUCUGUCAACUAGAUUGAAUAUAUUUAUUAGAUUGAAUCUAAUUAUUAUCUUGGUAGACAGAAAAUGUUUAUAAAGAAGACUAAUUGAAUAAAUGUUUUUUGAGAAAUGGAUCUUGCUAUUCAUAAAGCUUAAAAUGUAUUUGAAAUCAUUUACUGUGUUGUUAGCAAAGAUAGAUGAUCAUAAGAUUGUAUGGUGGGGAAUUAGACUAAAACAAUUUUUUUUUUUGUCAUUUAUAUUGCUGCAAAUAAUUGUUUCUUAAUCAGCUAUUUUUCUACAUCUAUAUGAUUUUAUGUAAUGUUAAAUUGUCACUUGUUACAUUGUUGCCUGUACUUAGCAUUGAUGGUAAGUAUUUGUGUGUGGCACAGAUUGAGUUUGAAUCUGUUGUUACAUUUCCUAUCUCCUAGUCAGAAACCUUCAAAACUAACUGUUACCUCUCUCUCUCUCCAAUGAAAACCUGAAUGUAUUAAACCUUUACAUUUGGCCAAAUUAAUUUCCUUUACACUUGUUUAAUAAGCCAUCUCUUCUUUGGCCAGCAUCACUUCUCUAAAGAGUAAAAAUAUAUGGAAUUGAUGAAAUAGUGUUUUUGUAUAUGAGUGAAUGCUUGUAUGCGUCUGUGUAUGAACAGAAACUAAAGAAAUGGAGGAGUGCAUGAAGUCAAUAAAAAACUUGUUUCUCAACAUUGUAUUGAGGGUUUUGCUCUUAAGUAGCUAAGAAAAGGUGCUAAAUGUUCCACGCGUCACCAUUUUAGCUCCAUUUUGUAAAGCUAUUUGUGACCCAUCUCCCUACAUUAGGGACAAAGUGAACAUUUUAUUUCCCUUUACUCAAACAUGUCGCAGUUAUCACUGAAUUUUGAAUAAGUAACAAUAUGGCUUUAUUUGGGACCAUUGUAUUUUUUGCCUUAUAAAUUUCUUUUCAUAUAUCUACAAGAUUUCACUAGUUAAUUGUAUUCAAUAAUAUACUUACCUUUUGUUAAAAAUACAAAGUUCCGAAGAUGAAAUGAAAGUAUAUUACCAACUGGAAUAAAUGUUCUUGGGAAAAAAAUGAUUGCAUAUCUAGUUCUUAUUUCACUAGUUUUUCCACGUUUUUUUUAGAAGGCGUUAUAUAUAUUUUCUAUGAAGUAAUUAUUUAAUGUGCGUCUUUUCUAUAAAAUAGCAGGUAUAUUGUGUUCAAAUCACUGCUGUAAGAAUGAAACUUUUUUUUUUGAUAUUUUUAUCUACAAAUGUUAAUGAAAUGUAAAUAAAUAAAUGAAUUACAUCGA